AUGGUUACGAUUGAAGUAAAAGAGUCGAUUGAAGACAAAGUGUCGGCAAGCGGUGAUGCUAGUCAAAGCAAGACCCAGCAACCCGCUGCCCCAAACGGCAAUGGAAAAGCCGAAGACAUGACUUCUGCUGAUUAUUAUUUUGAUAGCUACGCGCACUUUGGCAUUCACGAAGAAAUGCUCAAGGAUGAAGUCAGAACAAUGACCUACAGGGACUCAAUGAUCCUCAACAAGCACCUCUUCAAGGACAAGAUCGUUCUCGAUGUGGGAUGUGGCACUGGAAUCCUCUCAAUGUUCGCCGCAAAGGCAGGAGCGAAAAAAGUUAUUGGAGUUGACAUGUCCGGCAUUAUCGAGCACGCGCGAAAAAUCAUCAAGAAGAAUGGUUUUGAAGAUACGAUCACGCUGAUCCAGGGAAAGAUGGAAGAAAUCGAACUACCAGAAGGUAUCAAGCAAGUCGAUAUUAUCGUUUCUGAAUGGAUGGGCUACUGUCUUCUCUACGAGACAAUGUUACCGUCCGUCCUCUAUGCCAGAGACAAAUACCUUGCCAAAGGAGGCCUCUUGUUUCCUGACAAAUGCUCGAUGUACAUCACUGCUAUCGAAGACGCCCAAUACAAAGACGAGAAGAUCCACUUUUGGGACGAUGUGUACGGCUUCAACAUGGAGCCAAUCAAAAAGCUAGCGUUGAUCGAACCUUUAGUCGAUGUGGUUGACGGCAAACAAGUCAACUGCACUCACGAUCGGUUGAUUUCUUUCGAUCUUCAAACAGUAACUAAAGAAGAGUUGUCGUUCCGCGCGGACUUCCUGAUUCAAGCAACUCGCAAGGACAUGGUGCAUGCAUUGGUCGUUCACUGGGAUUGCGAGUUCACGCACUGUCACACUUCCAUCGGCUUCAGUACCGCCCCGUCCGCGCCCUACACGCAUUGGAAACAGACUGUUUUCUAUCUCGACCAAGAUGUCUACAUUACUCCCGGCGACAAGAUUGAAGGAACCUUUGAGAUGAAGCCGAAUGACAGGAAUGAGCGAGACAUGGACAUCGUGCUGUCUUCUACGCAUGUCCAGAAUGACGGCGUUUCCUUUUCCCAGUCUAUGGCUUACAGCAUGCACUAA
This is a messenger RNA of Oikopleura dioica, 1104 nucleotides long. Lineage: Eukaryota; Metazoa; Chordata; Appendicularia; Copelata; Oikopleuridae. The record is from the annotation of a GenBank genome assembly.